AUUCUUAACUCCUGAAUGUAUUUGUGUUACUUUUUUUACAGUGCGCUGGUUCUGGUAUAUUUUAGAGCCGACUGGGCACCCCAAUGUCAUGUUAUGGACGAUGUUGUUAUGGAACUAGCCAACCGAUUUGUGCAAGCAUUGUUUGUAAAGGUUGAAGCAGAAAGUGUUGCAGAAGUUUCUCACCGAUAUGGAAUUGCAGCAGUCCCCUCGUUUGUUUUUAUUAAGAAUAAGCAGAAGAUAGAUUCACUGGAUGGCGCAAAUCCACCGGAAUUAACAAAGAAAGUUCAACAUCAUGUGGGAAAUACUGCUAGUCCUGCACCGCCAGCUCCAGAAAAACAAACAGCAGAGGAUCUGAACAAGAAGUUGAAGACACUGAUAAGUUCUCAGCAAUGUAUGGUCUUCAUAAAGGGCUCACCACAGGAACCUAGGUGUGGAUUCAGCAAACAACUGGUUCAAAUCUUCACUGAAUCCAAUAUCCAGUUCAGUAGUUUUAAUAUUCUGACAGAUGACACAGUAAGACAAGGUUUAAAGAAGUACUCUGAUUGGCCCACCUACCCACAGAUUUAUCUUAAAGGCGAGCUUAUUGGUGGAUUAGAUAUUAUUAAGGAAAUGAAAGAAUCAGGUGAUUUGGAUUCUACUUUCCCUAAAGUAGAAAAUAUAGAUGACAGGUUGCGUACUUUAGUCAGUCGUAGCCCGGUAAUGGUAUUUAUGAAAGGAGAACCAGAGGCACCUCGUUGUGGUUUCAGUAGAACGUUAAUAUCUAUUCUAAAGGAGAAUGGAGUUCAAUUUGACUCAUUUGAUAUACUCACUGAUAAUGAUGUGCGGCAAGGAUUGAAGAAAUAUUCUAAUUGGCCAACAUACCCGCAAGUCUAUGUAAAAGGCGAUCUCAUUGGUGGUUUGGAUAUCAUUAAGGAGCUGAAUGAAAAUGGUGAAUUGUUGGAUACCCUUGAAAGUUGAUAAUCUCAACUAUAAACUUGUCCUAUAAAAUGAAAACAGUGAUCCUGCCAAUUGCAGGCUCCCAAGUCUCGAGAGUCUCUUGAGAAAUCGGUGCGGCCUUCCUCACUCCCACAAACAAGCAAGAAUCACACGGAAACUAACCGACCUCUCGCAAAUUUUUUUAUAUCUGUCUCGCGCAAGUCAGUGUCGAUGGGAUAUUUCCAUGCACACCAAAAGUUAAUUAGAUUAUUAAUUAAGAGAGCUCUAACAUAGAACAAACGUUACUCCGACGAAUAAAGAAAGGGAGGCCAUGUCCUUGGGACCCCUGAAAUUGUGUCAUAUCUGCUAGUAUUGUAUUCUAAGUAUUUAAAUGCUGAUUGUGUUUUACAUUAUAGAUAAACAUAAUCCAAACUAGUACAUAUUGGGAAAGGUUGUGGACCUUAUUAUUCACAUAUUCAACUUUCAUACAAUAUAUAUUAUUUAAAGGAUUUACAACAGUUAGGCCCUAUGUAUGGUAUUUGUUUAAACUACUUACAGUAUAGAGGGUUAUCCAUUUUCCAUAAUUUUAACAAGAGUACAAAACAUAUUCUUGAUGGAAGGCGGUUAACAGUGUAUGUACUGUUGAUAAUGAAAAGAUGAUAAUCUCACAAUUAUGACAACCAUCAUUUGAUUACAGUAUGUACUUUUCUGGAGUAAGGAGGAGUAACAAUAAAAAAUAAUUUUUGUUUUGUACUGUCUUGAAAGUUUAAGGAAAAAUCGAAAUUUCUUAAAGUGUAUAAUAAACUAAGGAUUUAAUUCUCUUUAUAUAACACAUUAAUUUUGAACUAGAAAACCCUUGCAGAUGUCUAAGCAGGGCACGCAUUGUGUAGGCCCUGCUUUCUCAAACUAUGGGUUGCUACCCAAAGUUGGGUCGCCAAACACUUCCGGGGGUAGCAAGUCUGCUUCGGACAUUAAAAUUGACUGACUUUGAUAAAGUGCAUUUCGAUAAUUAGUGGAAAAUACUGUAAGUGAUCGAAUAAGCAUCACAGCAGCUUAUUUGAGAGCAGCGCUAAUGAAGUAAUACUGGCGUGGCGCUUUCCAUGUCCAUUCAAAUGUGUAUACCAUCUCACUUAUUUCCUAUCAUAGUUGGUUCAUCGUAAAUAUAGUAUACGUUUAUAAAGAAAUGUUU
Messenger RNA from Anneissia japonica, 2104 nucleotides. Its product is annotated as glutaredoxin-3-like. The coding region runs from base 16 to 957 and encodes 313 amino acids. The record is from RefSeq and is a predicted model, not a curated record. The transcript has 8 exons. Lineage: Eukaryota; Metazoa; Echinodermata; Crinoidea; Comatulida; Comatulidae.